Molecule: messenger RNA, 2367 nt
Organism: Humulus lupulus (European hop)
Lineage: Eukaryota; Viridiplantae; Streptophyta; Magnoliopsida; Rosales; Cannabaceae
Exons: 12
Coding region: 24-2276 (750 amino acids)
Source: RefSeq, a predicted model, not a curated record
AUUUGAAGAGAAGAGCAACGAGCAUGGCUUAUGUUCCACCCCAUAAACGACUCCCAAAGAACGAUGAUGGCGAGGGUUCUUCGCAGAGUCCCAUACCAAAGCCAGAGCUGCCUCCAUUUCUGAUAAACUACAAAAAUCCCAAACACAAGUAUGCUGCAAGAACUACUACUACUUCUACUGCCCACUACCGGAGCUCGACUUAUGAAUAUGAAGAUAUAUUCAGGUGGUUCGCUGCUGGUUUGGAUGAUCGUCAUCACUUUCCACCUUCUGUUCAUCUCCAACCUGUUUCAGUGGAAUCAUUCGAUGGAAAGAUCCUAAAGCGUCUAGCUUUGUUUAACAACAUUGAUUCAGCUGAAAGUAGCAACAGUGUAACCGAAAGCUGUACAAGAAGGCCAUGGGAAUACAUAGCAGAGAAUGUGAUGAAAGACUUGCUUUCUUGUUUUGAAGAUAUUAGGAGGAACACAAUGGAGGAGUCUGAUCAGAACCAUGGAAAAGUUACUCCAACCAUAAUCACUAGAAUUGGCAAAGUUUUUUUUCGUGGGGGGCGUUCAGAUUGUGAACAAAAAAGUGUCACAAGAAUAUCGCUUUCUGAAGAAGCACUGAGGCCACUGAGAGGUUCAUUUUACACAAAGAUUCCGGUUUCAUUCAUAGAAUACUUGGUAAAAGAAGGUGCCUCGAAGAGUGGACUUGGAUUUGAACAAGAGAAAGAAGUGUAUCGUGUAUUUUUUCGUGAUGCAUCACAACCGGAUGUAUGUAUGUGCAAAUGUAGGGUACUAGAAGAUGGAAAGCUUAAUCUAUACAAGAUUGAACACAGCUAUACUCGUCACAUGCUCAGGGACAUAUCUUGCCUGGAAAAGAAUCUGGACAUAAGGCUGGAUCUAUGCACCAAAAGAACUGUUACUAAUCUUCCUGACGAUCACUUGGAAAGCCUCAAAAAUUUGAUUAAUUCUGCUGUUGUAGACAGAGAAGUUAAGGGUGGACUAACAUGGCCUAAGGGAAAGGCAUUUUUGGGGGGAAAAUUAUGCGUGGUUGGUGUCUGGCGAACGAGAGGUAAAACAUACAAAAAUCAAACGCUAAGGCUUAAGAUCAGAGAUGUUGAGCGGUCUCCACCCGGGGAAGCUACAACUGAAGUUGUUAUAAUGUUGAAAGGAGUAGCUUCAGAAUUAACGAAACAAGAUGCUGAUAGGAAUCUCAUAAGUGAAAUGCUUAAGAAUGACUUGAAGGUUAUAUGGAACAACAUUCUUUGCUGUGAAAGAUUUCCAAAGGAUAUCACUGAUGAAGACAUUGAUAGACAUAGACCCCAAUGGUUUGCUGUUGGUUUGGAUGAUCUUGAUCAGUUUCCACCUUCUAUUCAUCUCCUACCUUUUUCAUCACAAUCUCCCCAGCAGAAAUAUGUUGUCUUUAAGGCUCUGGCUUUAAUUAACAGUGAUCUAGCUGAAAAAAAUUACAGCAGAGUAAAAGAGAGCUUUACAAUAAGACCAUGGGAAUACAUAGCAGAAAAUGUGCUGCAAGAGUUGCUUUCUUAUUUUAAAGAUUGGAGGAGUGAAAGGGAGUUUGAAGACGUAAUAUAUAAGCCAACUAUAAUCGUUAGAUUUGGCAAAGUUCUCUUCUUUUGGCCUUCGAUCGGUCAAGAAUUUGUCACAAAGAAUUCGCUUUCCGUUGAUGCACUGGCACCUCUGAAAAGAUCAUUUCACACAAAUAUUCCUAAUUCAUAUGUAAAAUACAUUACAAGGGAAGGUGCCUCAAAGAGUGGACUUGAAUUUGAAAAGGAAAAAGUAGUGUACCGUGUAUAUAUUCAACCCUGCUAUAUGCGCAAUCUGCUAAAGAACAUAUCUUGUCUUGAAAAGAAUUUGGACAUGAGAUUGGAUGUAAUCUUCAAAAAAACUACAACUGAUCUAAAUGUAAAUGACAUGCAAAUGAUCAGAGAUUUGAUUGGCUCUGCUAUAGUCGAUAGCAAUGUUCAGGGUGGUCUGAGAUGGCCCUUAGGGAAGACUGUUUCUGGUGAUAAAUUUUGUGUUCGUUUAGUCUCGCACACAACAACUAAAAUAUACAAAUGUCCAUCGUUGAAGCUGAAGAUCAAUGAUGUCGAUCAGUAUGAGUUUAAGUCUUCAAAGGGGCUAGCUACAAAGGAGGUUGUUAUGUCUUUGAAAGGAUUGUCUUCAGAAUUACUGAAACGAGAGGUCGAUACGAGUGUUAUUAACGAGAUGCUUAAGAACGAGUUGAAGGUCCUAUGGGACAAUUUUCUCUAUUGUGAAAGCUUUACAACAUUAUCUUGAAUGGUGGUUGGUACUUGGUAUGAAUCUCAUUAUUGAGAAGCUUGAUUACAAGGCCACCGGCUGUACUUGAUGGUUUGACUUUGAAUCUUAA